AUGUCCAUCCAAAUGGAGCAUCCUGCUGCAGGUUACAAGAAACUGUUCGAAACUGUGGAGGAACUUUCCUCCCCACUAACAGCUCAUGUUACAGGCAGACUUCCCUUGUGGCUCACUGGCAGUCUCCUCCGAUGUGGGCCAGGUCUCUUUGAAGUUGGAUCUGAGCCAUUUUACCAUCUGUUUGAUGGGCAAGCCCUCCUGCACAAGUUUGACUUCAAAGAUGGACAUGUGACAUACCAUAGAAGGUUCAUCCGCACUGAUGCUUAUGUACGGGCGAUGACUGAAAAAAGGAUUGUCUUAACAGAAUUUGGCACCUGUGCUUUCCCAGAUCCCUGUAAGAAUAUAUUUUCCAGAUUUUUUUCUUACUUUCGAGGAGUGGAAGUUACUGACAAUGCCCUUGUUAAUAUUUACCCAGUGGGAGAAGAUUACUAUGCAUGCACAGAGACCAACUUCAUUACAAAGAUCAAUCCAGAGACCUUGGAAACAAUUAAGCAGGUUGAUCUUUGCAACUAUGUCUCAGUCAAUGGAGCCACUGCUCACCCCCACAUUGAAAGUGACGGAACCGUUUACAACAUUGGUAAUUGCUUUGGGAAAAAUUUUUCAAUUGCCUACAAUAUUAUAAAGAUCCCUCCACUGCAAGCAGACAAGCAAGAUCCAAUAAGCAAGUCAGAGGUCGUUGUACAAUUCCCCUGCAGUGACCGAUUCAAGCCAUCUUACGUCCAUAGUUUUGGUUUGACUCCCAACUAUAUUGUGUUUGUGGAGACACCAGUCAAAAUUAACCUGUUCAAGUUCCUUUCUUCAUGGAGUCUUUGGGGAGCCAACUAUAUGGAUUGCUUUGAGUCCAAUGAAACAAUGGGGGUUUGGAUUCAUGUUGCUGACAAAAAAAGAGGAAAAUACCUCAAUAAUAAUAAAUAUAGGACUUCUUCUUUUAACCUCUUCCAUCACAUCAACACCUAUGAAGACAAUGGAUUUCUGGUUGUGGAUCUCUGUUGCUGGAAAGGGUUUGAAUUUGUUUAUAAUUACUUAUAUUUAGCCAAUUUACGUGAGAACUGGGAAGAGGUAAAAAAAAAUGCCAGAAAGUCUCCCCAACCUGAAGUUAGGAGAUAUGUACUUCCUCUGAAUAUUGACAAGUUUGUUCCAGACAGGCUCUGUAAGCUGAAUGUCAAAACUAAAGAAACUUGGGUAUGGCAAGAGCCUGAUUCAUAUCCAUCGGAACCCAUCUUUGUCUCUCAUCCAGAUGCCAUGGAAGAAGAUGAUGGUGUGAUUCUGAGCAUAGUGGUGAGCCCUGGGGAAGGACAAAAGCCUGCUUAUCUCCUGAUUCUGAAUGCCAAGGACUUGAGUGAAGUUGCUAGGGCUGAAGUGGAGAUUAACAUCCCUGUCACCUUUCAUGGACUGUUCAAAAAAUCCUGA
Molecule: messenger RNA, 1410 nt
Organism: Orycteropus afer afer
Lineage: Eukaryota; Metazoa; Chordata; Mammalia; Tubulidentata; Orycteropodidae
Gene: RPE65
Product: retinoid isomerohydrolase RPE65
Exons: 13
Coding region: 1-1410 (469 amino acids)
Biological process (GO): zeaxanthin biosynthetic process; retinal metabolic process
Molecular function (GO): beta-carotene 15,15'-dioxygenase activity; retinol isomerase activity; all-trans-retinyl-ester hydrolase, 11-cis retinol forming activity
Source: RefSeq, a predicted model, not a curated record